Klebsormidium nitens is the source of this 1847-nucleotide messenger RNA. Lineage: Eukaryota; Viridiplantae; Streptophyta; Klebsormidiophyceae; Klebsormidiales; Klebsormidiaceae. The record is from the annotation of a GenBank genome assembly.
CUCGAUCUGAGCUUCUUGCUCGCCAUUGCAGCUCUGGCUGCUCAAGCUGAAGCCAGUGAAGGGCGGAGCUAGCUUUGGACCUGAAGGCGCGCUAAGCUCCUGCAGAGCUCUGAUUGUUUCAUCCGGACGCUUGCACCUCAUGCAGACGGGGUCCCAAGUCUUAGGCUUCACAAGGAGGGGGUUCUUCCUGACCUCGCAAGGUCACAAACAAGCGGUCUGCAAAUUAGAACAGACGCAUUGCUCUUGGGAGAAGACAGCCUCAAGGCCAGCAUUCUCAAAAGUGUGGAAGCUCACUGUCCAAUGCUAACCCUUUUGGGGUGAGAGCAACCGCUCUUGAGCCUCUGGGGCACAUCUUCUGGAGGUGUGUUCGGCCCUCCUGGCAGAAAAGCGGCGCAAGUAGCAACCGAUAGAAACACGGUGUCUGCGGCCCUGUUGCAAUACCUGCUGGGCAAGAGGGGGUCACGCAGAGGCCCCCCUCGCCCCUCCGCCCAGGGCGCCAGCAUUUAUCAGCAGUAUGACUGGUCACCUUAUCCUUCCUGGAUGGGGCCAGUCAUUGAACAGCCUGCUGAGGCGCCGCAACCAGAAGCUGCUCCGAGUGCGCUGCAAAACCAGGUGCACAAUUCAUCGGAAACCCUAAUCCAGGCUCGGGGCCAAGAUCAUAAUGCGCCGAAUCCUGGGGUUCCGGUCAGCCAAAGCUUCAGCAGGGAGAGUUCUUUUCGGAAUGCGGACAGCUGGAGGGAAGCGCAGGCGUUUGUCCAGGUAUCACUCACAUCAGGAAUCAGGCCACAUGUCCCGCCGAGCAUUGGGUACAGGGCCCUGUGGCCGUCGGACCUGGGGACGCUGCAGGCGAUGCACGAGGCCCUGUUUCCAAUCAAGUAUGAAGCGGACUUUUUCAACAACGCAGUGACUGGCCGGGGCAUCAUCUCAUGGGCUGCGGUUGACCGCAGCAGAGGUGGGACGGAGACAGGGCAACUGAUUGGGUUUGUAACAGCCAAGGUUGUAACAUCUGGCGAUCCAGAAGUUCAAGAGUCAGAUAUUCUUGCCUUCGAGCUGAAGAAUGCGAACCAGACCAUGAUCUACAUCCUAACACUCGGGAUUGCCAAGCCCUAUCGAAACCUCGGGAUUGCGUCGACGCUUAUCUGGCAAGUCAUCCAGCACGCCUCUGCCGCUCCGCUCUGCAAGGCGGUCUUCCUCCACGUGAUUGACUACAACACGAGCGGAAUCAUGUUCUACAAGCGGAACGGCUUCCAGUGCAUACGGCGGCUAGCCUCCUUCUACCAAAUCAACUCGCAGUUCUACGACGCGUUUCUCUACGUGUACUAUGUCAACGGAGGAAGCCCUCCUUACUCGCCAUUGGGCCUCUUCAUGCUGGCGGGGUCCUAUCUCAAGAGCCUGUGCGUAAACGUCGGAUCUUAUAUCCUCGAUCUACGGAACAGUGUUGGCGACAAGCGGAGCAAGUGGAGGGUUUUCUGUGGACCCUUCAACAGUAGGAGUUUGGUAAGACAGCUUCCGAGUGCCCAUGCUUCAGUCUAGUUUAGGUAUUCUCACUCAGCAACUGCGCGGAGAAACUGAUCAUUGAUCCGUAAUUGUCAACACUUGGAAAACGUAGCGUGUACAGCAGAUUUGUUUUUCUUUCCGGAUCAGAAGUUGUUCCUCGCUCGAAAUAGACACAUAUAGCACGCAGUAUCCGACUUCAGUGAUGAGGUUCUCAGGCCCUGCCUUGAGGUCACCCGCUUCCCGCUGCCAGGGAGAAUCUGCUCCUAUAUGCGACAUAUCUCUGGCGGCUAGCGAUGGCAAGUUCCUCUAUUCUCAAAAGCAAGUCACUAUCAAGCUUCAUGCAAGUUCGC